Molecule: messenger RNA, 3834 nt
Organism: Brassica oleracea var. oleracea
Lineage: Eukaryota; Viridiplantae; Streptophyta; Magnoliopsida; Brassicales; Brassicaceae
Exons: 3
Coding region: 1-3834 (1277 amino acids)
Molecular function (GO): zinc ion binding; catalytic activity; nucleic acid binding
Source: RefSeq, a predicted model, not a curated record
AUGGCAAAGAAAAAACCCCCCAAACAGCCGGUCCCUGCCCGGAAAUCUCCAUCCCCCCCUCCGUUGAAGGUCUAUGUUCCCCCAAUUGAAGAUCCGGUGCCUGAGUUUGACCCAGCCACUGUGCUUGAUUUACCAAGCGUUUCUCUUGGAAACACAGACUGUGAAGUCCCUCUAUCCCCGUCCCUGUCCACUGAGCUUGAUAUUCAUCCCACUCUGGUCUCUGACGCGGAACCCCCAUUUUCUGAAACCCUAGCUACAGUGUCCUGUGAUGUCCCUGUAGUUAAAGAAGGUUCCACCGUCCUCGCUGUCCAAGCUAGUGCGGAAAAGGUUGCAAUUGUCUCCUCAUCUGUCCCCGAGCAGUCUAACUCUCCGGUCACUUCCUCUGCUCCUGACCUGACGAAAGCUCCGUCUUCCUCUGUUGAGCAGGCUAAGUCACCAGCCGAAAUAUGGAAGGGCUUUGUCAAACCCACGCAAAUUAAACUUCAACCGAAAGAAACACCCUUUCUACUGGAAUCUGGCGAAUCUUGUGUUACUAUCCCGAACUCGGUGGUGGAGAAGAACAAGAAAGCUUGGGAAUACUUCAUUAUUGGUCAAUUCUACGAAGAAGCCCCGGCUCGAGGUGCUGUACAUGCCAUUGCAAAUGUUAUUUGGAGAAAUCAGAGAAGGGACAUUUCAGUAUCCAAAAUGGAAGGGAACUCUUUCCUAUUUCGUGUGCCUUGUCCUAACGCUCGACGCAGGAUACUCAGACAAAAUUUCUGGCAGAUAGAUGGCCAAACAAUGUUUGUUGCCAAAUGGGCUCCGGGCUUGCAGCAAGUAAAGCCGGAACUUGAAAUGGUGCCUGUGUGGCUGGAGUUCACGGGAGUUCCGCUCCAGUUUUUCAACAGUGAGGCUCUCCAAGAGAUUGCAUGCAUAGUGGGUCACCCAGUCUGCUUGCAUCCUUCGACAGAGAAUCUCACAAACAUUGAAGUAGCGAAAGUCUAUACAGUCAUUGACCCUAGGAAGCCUCUCCCUGCCUUUGUUAAUGCGAGAUUCCAAAAUGGUGAUACUAGGAGAAUAGCUGUAACGAGCCCUUGGCUGCCCUCUCAAUGCACCUUUUGUAAUAAGCUAGGUCACACCAUCUCACGCUGCAAAGCUGCUCCGAGAACCUGUGCUGCUUGCAACUCAGUUAGGCAUACCACUGAAAAUAUCCCGCGAGGUCUUAACUUGCCCCCGAAGGAUAAAGGGAAGGCCCCUAUAAAGAAUCUGCUGCCUAUUGUUUCCCGGAACAAGAGAGAGUCUUCUCCUAAGCAGGUGUAUAAGGAAAUACAGAAGAAAACAAAUGUUCCUUCUCAUUCUGUAUUAGUGCGGGAUUCCGUCGCUAAUGCAGCAGCCGUGUUUAAGGAAGCCGAAACAAAUGAAGGUCCCUCUUUGGUUUCGAAUUACGGGGUUACGGUUGCCACAGUUCACGAUCUCAAUAAAGGCCAACUCUAUGUUGAUCUCUCAGGAUCUCCGGGCCACUCUCUCAUCGCCUCAUCAUCCUCUGGUGAAUCAUCCGCGGAACUGGACUCUAUUUCUGGUGAUGAGGACAACCCAGGGGAUUCCCAGGAUGAAUUCAUAGAAGUCAUCUCUAAGCGCUCUAAGAAGCAACUAAAGGAUAAGGAAAAGUCAAGAGCUAGGCGGAGAGGUUUUAGAAAAUGGUUCAAAAAACACAAACCUAUAUUCGGUGGUCUCAUUGAGACGCAUGUACAGCCGGCUAAAGCGUCGACUAUAGUAUCUCGUACACUUCCGGGUUGGUCUUUUGCUAAUAACUAUGAGUUCUCUGAUCUUGGGAAGAUAUGGCUUCUAUGGCACCCUUCGGUUCAUGUCGAAGUCAUCUCGAAAUCUCUACAAGUUGUUACUUCUCGGGUUAAGCUGCCAUCGCUCAACUCCGAGUUUAUUGUCUCGCUGGUCUACGGCUCUAACUGUGCUAUUGAAAGGCGUCAGUUAUGGUUGGAAAUUGAAGCUACUGCUAAUAAUCCUGCUAUUGCGUGUUCUCCUUGGCUCAUUCUUGGUGAUUUCAAUGAAAUCAUUGCUACUUCUGAGCAUUCAAAUGAAGCAAACAUUGCCAUAAAUAGAGGAAUGCGUGAAUUUAGGGAAUGUCUCAUCCGCUGUGAUCUUUCAGACCUUCCCUACCGUGGAAAUUCUUUCACUUGGACGAACAAACAUGUUUCUAAGAAGCUGGACAGGAUUCUGGUCAAUGACACUUGGCUGCAAACCUUCCCCGACUCCCUGGCUGUCUUUGGAAAACUGGGAAUUUCUGACCACACUCCCUCGUGCCUCUUCAUGGAUCAGUUUAGGCCCAAGCAGAAGCGUCCGUUCAAAUUUUUUUCUCACCUAAACCAGCACCCGGAGUUCUCAGAUAUCAUAAGGGGUUGUUGGCAUGGUUUGGCUUUCUCUGGCUCUCGUCAGUUAGCUAUCUUCAAGAAGCUUAAAGAGCUAAAGCCGGUCAUCAGAUCUUUUGCUAAAGAAAAUUAUUCAAAUCUGGAGAAACGAGUGGUGGAGGCUUUUGAUAAUCUCUCUCAUUGUCAACAACUCACUCUUUCUUCCCCCUCUCCUUCGGCUGCUACAGCAGAAGAGGAAGCUCACCGUAAAUGGUUUGCGUUAGCCAAAGCAGAAGACUCUUUUCUCAGACAGCGUUCAAGAAUUCAAUGGACGUCCUUCGGAGAUGCAAGCACAGCUUUCUACCAUAGGUCUAUAAGGACUAGAAGGGACCAGAACCAAAUUGAUUUCUUCAUUGAUAACGAUGAUAAUAUCAUUGACUCCCUGGACGGCAUUAAGGCGCAUGCUGUGUCGUACUUCAGCGUGCUUUUGGGUGGCUCUGUUAAUCACACAUCCUCUUCGCCCCAAAUCAUCUCAGACAUUGUCCCCUUCAGGUGUUCACAAGAAUCCGAAAAUGUGCUAAACAGUCUCUUCACCGCCUCAGAUAUUCAACAGGCCUUCCUCUCCCUCCCAAAGAGUAAGGCUCCGGGUCCGGAUGGUUACCCAGGAGAAUUUUUUCAAGCAAAUUGGGCUGCAGUGGGUAAGGGUAUGAUUGAUGGGGUCAAUGAGUUUUUCGCCACAGGAUGUCUCCUUAAGCAAUGGAACGCAACCAUCAUCUCACUAGUGCCUAAGAAGACGAAUGCCUCACGUAUCUCUGAUUUCAGGCCAAUAUCUUGCUGCAACUCAGUUUAUAAGGUCAUCUCUAAGCUUUUAGCUAAUAAGCUAAAAAUGGUUUUGCCGCAGAUUAUAUCAAACGUGCAAUCAGCUUUCAUCCCGGGCAGAUUAUUGGUGGAAAAUGUUCUCCUGGCUACUGAAUUGGUUCAAGGAUACAACUGGAAAUCCAUAUCGAAGCGGUGUAUGCUUAAAAUUGAUCUCAAGAAGGCCUUCGAUACUCUACUGAACUCAAAAUAUGCUGAUGGUUCGAUUGGCCACCAUCCAAACGCGGUCAACCCAUGUGUCUCUCACCUCGCCUUUGCUGAUGACAUUAUGGUAUUCUUUGAUGGUGAGCGGUCUUCCCUGCAAAACAUCUCCAACACGUUUGAUAUAUUCUCGGGAUGGUCUGGCCUUGAAUUGAACAGGAUGAAAACAGAGCUUUAUACUGCAGGCUUGACUCAGAAUGAAACCUCCGAACUCUCAGAUCUUGGCUUCACUCUAGGGUCUCUACCAGUUCGUUAUCUCGGGCUACCUCUUAUGCAUCGUAAGCUGCGGCUGGAAGACUACAGAUCACUCAUUGACAAGAUUACCGGCUGCUUCUCUUCAUGGUCUAACAGAGCGCUUUCUUACGCUGGGCGAAGAGAACUGAUAUCUUCAGUUAUCUAUGGUAUUGUAAAUUUCUAG